ACCUUUUGGAUCCACCUUCAAAUCUGAGUUCAGGUGCCCGUUCCUCCACCCCUCCCACACCGGCUGCAGGCCCCGCGUUCUUAGAUCUUCAGUCUUCUGUGAGGGAACUUGAAGAUGCUUAAAGAGCGUCCAGGGAUGGCAGAAGAUCCUCAACAGCAGUUGGGUGUUCCUGUGGUAAAACUGGAGAAAGAGUUGCCCUGGGGCAAGGGAAGGGAGGACCAUAGCCCUGAGUCUUUUCGUCUGAGGUUUCGGCAGUUCCGCUACCAGGAGGCAGCUGGUCCACAUGAAGCCCUCAGGGAACUCCAGGAGCUCUGUCGCCAAUGGCUGAGGCCUGAGCUGCACACUAAGGAGCAGAUCCUGGAGCUGCUGGUCCUGGAGCAGUUCCUGACCAUCCUACCCCGGGAGUUCUAUGCUUGGAUUCGAGAGCAUGGCCUGGAAAGUGGCAAGGCCCUGGUCGCCAUGGUGGAGGACUUCACAGAGAGAGCAUUGGAGGCCAAGGCGGUUCCAUGCCACUUGCAGGGCGACCAGGAGGAAGUAACACUUUGCAGAACCCCUUGGGAACCAAGUGGCCAUCUGGGGCCAGUGGAGGUCAAGCCUGAAUGGGGGAUGCCUCACGGAGAAGGAGUUCAAGGCCUAGACCAAGGCACUGAGGAGCAACUCAGUCAAGACCCUGGAGAUGGGACGCAGGCCUUCCCGGAGCAGGCUCUGCCUAUUCUUCAAGCUGGUCCUGGACUCCCUGCAGUGAACACCAGAGACCAAGAGAUGGCAGCUGGGUUCCUCACAACUGGAUCCCAGGCAUUGGGACCGUUUAAAGAUAUGGCCUUGGCCUUCCCCGAGGAGGAGUGGAGACAUGUGACCCCAACCCAGAUAGACUGCUUUGGGGAAUAUGUGGAAGCACAGGACUGUGGGAUCGCACAUCCAGGAAUUGGGAACAAGGAAAAGGAGGCAAAAACCCAGCCGGCAGAUCUCAAAGGGGCGCUUGUUCAAAUGACAUCAGAGAGAUUUGGGGAAGGUGCCCUCCAGAGCCCUGCACUGGGAAGAACCUGUGAGCCGGAGCCGGGUGGCUCUGUGGGAAACACGCCAGGGCUGCCUCCUCCACAGCAGGGUGUCAUACCCUUGCCUGAUGACCUCAAGACCCAUGGCUCCUUCUGGAAGCCUUUUCAGUGCCCUGAGUGCGGAAAAGGCUUCAGUAGGAGCUCAAAUCUCGUCAGACACCAGCGAACCCAUGAAGAGGAGAAAUCCUACGGCUGCGUCGAGUGUGGGAAAGGGUUCACUUUGCGAGAGUACCUUAUGAAGCACCAGAGAACCCACCUGGGAAAGAGACCCUAUGUGUGCAGCGAGUGCUGGAAGACCUUCAGUCAGCGGCACCACCUUGAGGUGCACCAGAGGAGUCAUACUGGGGAGAAGCCCUACAAGUGCGCUGACUGCUGGAAAAGCUUCAGCCGAAGACAGCACCUGCAGGUGCACCGGAGGACGCACACUGGGGAGAAGCCCUACACCUGCGAGUGCGGCAAGAGCUUCAGCAGGAAUGCCAACCUGGCUGUGCAUCGGCGGGCACACACAGGGGAGAAGCCUUAUGGUUGCCAGGUGUGCGGGAAACGGUUCAGUAAAGGGGAGCGGCUGGUCAGACACCAGAGGAUUCACACUGGGGAGAAGCCUUACCACUGCCCAGCCUGUGGGAGGAGCUUCAACCAGAGGUCCAUCCUCAAUCGGCACCAGAAAACUCAGCAUCGCCAGGAGGCCCCAGUGCAGUAAGGGUGCUCUGUGGAAACACCUGUUUUUACUAAUAGAAGGUGCUGGAGGAGGGGGGACCAUCAAGUAGAUGGAGAGAGCUCAAGGGAGAUGUCAUUCAUCUGGAUUCCCUGAGGGCUUUGGGGCCUGGGGAAGUUGAGGCAUGAAGAGGUACAGAAAGGCACCCUAAUCUACUGCCAUUCAUUCUCAAACAGGAGAAGGGCAAGACCUGGCUGAGUUUCUGGAGAGCUCAGCUUCCUCUCUCUCUUACCCAAGUGGUGCUGACAGUUUCUCUUACCAUCUUUUGGGGGAAAGAUACCCUGUUUCAGUUCAGGUCAAGGUAUUUCUCCUUCAGUGGCAUGUUCAUACCCACCUCCAGAGUCUGAUAGUCAAGGCCAAAUUUUGUUCCAUGUUGGCAGUUUGGACCUCAUUUUCCCAAGGGCUGUUCUGGAGGGCUGUUAACUCUCACUAACCCCCACUUCCAGUUGACAAGUGUUGAACACCUGGAAGUACCGUGAGUGAGAUGGCUGAGACCUCAUUCCCCCAGGGCCUGGGAAUUAGCACAGAACCUGCACAGAACCGUUGAUAACCGUGUGUUCUCAGUUACGUUUGUGGUAAGUGCUGUGCAGGGGAAUGUUCUUGUGCUCAGUUGUUGCCCUGCCUGCUUGGGUGCUGGAUCAGCUCCUUUCUCAAUUGGUUGGGAUCUUUCGGGCAGCCUUGUUCUAUUUGUAGCCCUCCUUUUUCUCUGUAAUGUUUACCCUCAUCUGUAAAGUUUCCCCAUUCCAUUUUUCUCUGUACCGUAACAACUGUUUAGACCUCUGUUAGGAAAUUAAUAUUUUGCUAUUGAUCACUGAAUAAACGAGAGUAUUUUAAAAAAUAUUCAAUUCUGUAUAAAGUUUAAUUCAACGAGUCUGAAAGAUGAACUAAUAUUAAUACCCUAUGUUGAUGGCACUUUACAGUAUUAUGCUUUUCUCUGUUUUCUCACUUGAUUCAUCCCACAAAUAUUUAAAAGACCCAGGCAUGUGUCAUGUGCUCUUCCAGACCCUCUCGCUGCAUCUCUGAAUAAGAUAGAGGGGAAGUUUCUGCCGUUCUGGAGUUUCCAUUUCAUUGAAUGUAUUUGCUCUUCAGAACCACCUGAGAUGGAACUGUGGAUGCUUCCAUGAGCCCUCUGGACCUGGAAUCUGAGCCUUGUCCUUGCUCCUGUCAACUUUCUGCCCUAAAAGGCAUUUGCCACCUACCUCUUGUUACUUAAUAGUGGCUGUCUUCCGUGCUCGAGAUCCCUGUCAUCUGAGAGGGGGUGGGGUCCUAGAUGUUAGCCGGAGAUGAUGCGCUAGGAGCAUCCUAUUUUGCAUGCGUGUCCAUUCAGAAAAAAUAACCACGUUUGUAGGCAUUUUAAAUACAUUUCUCUAAAAAUGAGAAGAUACAAUAUUUGUAACUGUGUUCAAGCUUAUAUUACUUUACCGUUACUAAAAGGUUUCUUUUCUGUUUAAAAUUUUGGAAACUGCUUAACUAGAAUGGACUUUACUGCAGUGUUGCCUUUGAAUGUUAGCUGCUGAGUAGCUUGUCUUUUUGUGGACAGUAUUAUAAUUGCAAGAUGUGAUUGUCUUGUGGCGCCUCUUAAUACUGCUUUAGUGGGAUUUUUGUUUCCAUUUUCCUGUGUAAAUAACAUAAAUGGUAAUGAUUCUAACCGGAGAGUUGCAUUCCUUAGUCAACUUUGAAACACAAUUUAUCACCCAUUUCUUGGCAGAAAACAAUGGUGUUUAAUUUUGAAUUAGCAAAUGACCUCCUGGUCCUCAUGCCCCCUCAGCUGUCCCUACAAGGCUGCACUAACCAGGGCUGCACCUUCUCAGUCAUGUGAAAUUCUGAUGCAAAUCAGUUCUUUUUUUCCUAUGCUUCCCAGACCAGCCAGGAAAGUCCUAGAACCUCCUGAUAGCCAAACCUAGUGGGAAGCUUUUCUUUGGCUUCUGCUUUCUGGUCUGUAGGAUGCAGAGGCUGCCUUGGCCAGAGUUCGCCCUUCUCUGGGAGUUCCAGGGCAAGGCAGGGAGCAUGGGACCACUAAGGGACGGGAGUCUCUCAUUGGUAGU
Messenger RNA from Talpa occidentalis (Iberian mole), 3815 nucleotides. It is a transcript of the gene ZSCAN25, whose product is annotated as zinc finger and SCAN domain containing 25. Gene Ontology annotation, molecular function: DNA-binding transcription factor activity, RNA polymerase II-specific; RNA polymerase II cis-regulatory region sequence-specific DNA binding. The transcript is spliced from 6 exons. The coding region runs from base 115 to 1755 and encodes 546 amino acids. Lineage: Eukaryota; Metazoa; Chordata; Mammalia; Eulipotyphla; Talpidae. Gene Ontology annotation, biological process: regulation of transcription by RNA polymerase II. The record is from RefSeq and is a predicted model, not a curated record.